Molecule: messenger RNA, 4123 nt
Organism: Homarus americanus (American lobster)
Lineage: Eukaryota; Metazoa; Arthropoda; Malacostraca; Decapoda; Nephropidae
Gene: Pcif1
Product: mRNA (2'-O-methyladenosine-N(6)-)-methyltransferase-like
Exons: 17
Coding region: 326-2911 (861 amino acids)
Cellular component (GO): nucleus
Molecular function (GO): RNA polymerase II C-terminal domain binding; mRNA (2'-O-methyladenosine-N6-)-methyltransferase activity
Source: RefSeq, a predicted model, not a curated record
GAAUAAUGCCUCUGAAUAAGUCCAGGGAACUGAUGGCGUCUUUCCGAUUGGGUGUGUGUCAAAAUUUCUAACGAAAUUCAUGACUUAAGGGCGUUAUUCUCUUUCAACACAAUGUGGGGACCUGAGAGCCAUCCGUAAGCAGCACAGAAUAUGAACAAGCACUUCUUUACCAACUGUGGGCAGUGAACACUACAAAAGAAUGCAUUUACCAAGUGUAUGCCACAAAAACUACAAAAAGAGCCUUGUUGCCAGCUAUAACCAGUGAAACUACAAAAAGAGCCUUGUUGCCAGCCUGUACUGUACUGUAUACUCCACAACAAGAGUCAUGGCAUCAUCAUGGGAGAGCUUUAUCGCUGCCUCCACUUCAAGUGCUCCGGCUCACACCACACCCAGUGCUGCAGCGUCACCAGGAGGAGGACCUGCAACAAUACCAGCAGCUCCCUCGCCCCAACAGAGUUACUCUCCAACAGAUAAUCAACAGCAUCAGUCACCCCAGCCCUCUCUUCCACACUACCAAUAUCAACAACAACCCCACCCUAGUCAGCCUCCUUACCAGGGAAUCAGGGUCACCAUACCUUCUCAGGGAGGCAUUAGUGGUCCCACAACUCCAACACUCCAGACACCAGUAAGUGGCCCUCCACCGGGUGGUGCUCCUGUGCAUGAAACAGACCUGCCCCAUGAGAUGCUGGUGGCUGGCUGGCGUAAGUUUUGGAGCAAACGUGAACAAAGAAUAUAUUUUUGGAACCGUGCCACUGGGGAGUCUCUGUGGGACAUGCCUGUAGGACAGUCUACUCACGGCUCACAGCCUCCUGGGCCACAUGUGCCGCCCCCACAACAGCAGCAGUAUGAUCCAAUAAGUGAUCCUCUUGGGAUUCAGAAUCCCACCAAUGGCAGCAGCGCGAGUGCCAACAAUAACCAAAGAUCUGAAUGUAUAACUCUGAAUACAAAGGCUCCAGCUAUUUCUUCUGCUGAGAGUUUUCCACCACACACACGAGGCACUAAGAGCAGUACCAGCAGCACAACUAACAAUAGCACCAGCAGCCUCCCUGGCAGCAGCAGCCUCCCUGGUAGCAGCAGCACUCCACUCUCCCCACCAGCUCCACCAGUCAUUUCAGGAGUCAAAAGGAGAGCGUCAGAGGAGGCAUCUGGAGCGCCUGUUGCCAAAAAGUUUGUGCUAGCAGGUCCUUGGGACUUGGAGAUACCCACCAAUGUGAUCAUGUUUGAGCGUCCACCCAUCACACUGCCACAGCCACAUCCUAGUGUAGAGGUCUUGCGGGGACAACUUGUUGCAAAAUUGCGCCUCGGUUACCAAGAAAUGUGUCAGGCCCGAGAAGGCAUUGAUGCACCACGGGAUUCAUUCAGCAGAUGGUUAAUGGAGCGAAAGGUUGUGGAUCAUGGUUGGGACCCACUUCUGCCCAGCCAGUGUUUCCCAGAGGUGAGCCAGUCCAUGUAUCGUGAAAUCAUGAAUGACAUCCCUAUCAAGCUGCAGCGACCCAAGUUUACAGGUGAAGCUAGAAAGCAGCUAUCCAAGUAUGCUGAAGCAGCUAAGAGAAUGAUAGAAACCAGUCGAAAUGCCAGCCAAGAGAGUCGCAAAAUAGUUAAAUGGAAUGUUGAGGACACCUUCCAGUGGCUACGGAGAACUGUUGGUGCCACUUUUGAUGAUUAUAUGGACAGAUUAGCUCACCUUAAGCGGCAAUGCCAACCUCAUCUCACGGAGGCUGCAAAGCAAAGUGUGGAGGGCAUCUGUACCAAGAUAUAUAACCUUUCCGUCGAACACGCUAAAAAAAUUAGAGAAAAACAUCUUCAAAUUCUGGAGGAAAAUAAUAUUAGGGAAGUUGGAGUGCCUGCAGUGAGUGGACUACGGAAAGUUUGGUGUUAUCCGGUGCAAUUUACAACCCCGAGUCCGCGGCCGCCGCCCAUUGACUUUAUGCAAGACAAGGAUACCACUAGUUUACGAUAUAAUGGAGAGGCGCUCAGAAUUAAUACACCGUACUUCCACAAAUUAGAGCAACUUUACCGUUACAAUUGUUUUGAUGACCGAAAGUUUGAGUUGUUCCUGCCAAGAGUAUGGUGUUUACUGAAGCGCUAUCAAACACUCCUAGGGACCAACCUUAAUGAGGGCCAUGGGACGCAAGGUGGGCUGCCAGUGACAGUGCUAGAGUGCCUACAUAAACAUUUCAGUGUAACGUUUGAGUGCUUUGGGUCUCCCCUCAAUUGUUACUUUAGACAAUACUGCUCAGCGUUCCCUGACACAGACUCCUACUUUGGCUCCAGAGGACCAAUUUUAGAUUUCAAGCCUGUGUGUGGAUCUUUUGAAGCAAAUCCCCCAUUUUGUGAGGAACUUAUGGAGGCAACAGUGAGGCAUUUUGAGAAGCUGUUGUCCGAGUCUCACGAGCCACUGUCUUUCAUUGUAUUUGUCCCCGAGUGGAGAGAACCUGCCCCUUCAGCACUUCUUCAUUUAGAAGCAUCCAGAUUCAACAGAAAACAAAUCGUUCUCCUGCCCUUUGAGCACGAAUAUCGACAUGGCUUCCAACAUUUUAUGUCAAAGUCAGAAGUUGUUCUGAAGAGUGGGCAUGGAACAGUUGCUGUUUGGCUUCAGAACGAUGCUGGCUUUUCACGCUGGGGUCCCACUCCAGACAAAGUUGAUGCCUUGUUGGAGGCAUUCAGGCCCGGCCGUGAGCGCGACCGUGACCGGCAAGAGAUGCUUUCUCCUCCGCGUAGAGAUUCGAGUGCAGAAGCUCCACCUCCUUAUGUUGACGUGAAGGCUGCUCCUCUCCUGGCCGGAGGAUCACCGUUGGCACCACCCACUGCCCCCUCUGCCGUCGUCCCAUCGGCUAUCCUGAGCACCUCCCCGUCUUCUGCCGUGCCACCCACUGCUCCGACCAGCCCGGCCACCACUACCGCCAUAUAGAACUCACAAGUUUGGGUUAUAAGCUUAUUUUUAUCUUUGGAAAACUGUACCUGUGUAAUAUUGCUAUUAUGCAAGGAUUAUAAAGCAAUGUACAGUUUUGCUUAGAAAUGCAAAUUUUGUUUAUUUUUAAGAAUUCCACUCGGUGUUCUACAUGUGUUAGCAUUAUAAAGUGUACUUGAAAGUGUUCACGGAUUGGAAUAAUCUCAGACGAAAAUCCUGUGAUGGGGGGGGGGCAGUCCUUGUGUCCUGGUAAUUUGAAUUUAGUAGGUACAAUAACACUGUUUUAAUUUUAUCUGUGACUAUAUAUCUAUGCUUAUAGAUAUCUCUCUUUAUGUAAAUGUGUGUAUGUAUGCAUUCAUCAACUAUCUUUCUUUGUAUAUCUCUGAAUUUGUAUUUCUGUCUUAAUAUUUUUAUCCUAUCAGUUUGUUGUAGAUAAGACUGUUUUGUUAUAAAUAUUUAUACUACUCUGUUAAAUUGAUACUUGAAUUUUUAUUGGUAAAUUUAGGAUAUUUUACAAGUCUUGGUCUAACAUGUGUUUUUAUAUAAAAUUGUUAUAACACCUCUUUACUGUAUAUGAUACUGAAAUGAGUUUUUAAUAGCAUGGACCCAGAUAUAUUUAUAGUGUUUUAACAUAUCAUUCUCAAACUGUAGGUGAGAUGUUGUAUCUCAUUGGUAGGCCAUUGUCAAAAACCUGCCAAAAUUCCUUAUUACCAGGUAACAGAGGAAGUGUGGCUGGCAAAAUGAAUUUAAAAUAUUAAGAAGGAAAAAGAAAGCAGGACACAGUGGGUUAGGCCAAGGGGAGAGCAAAGGCAAGUUGCUGGGCUGUUUGCCAUAUGCAAUUUUUUAUAUUUUUAUUUAUAUGUUUUUAUUUUUUUCCAAUCUGCUUGGUAUUGUAUAAAAGUUUCCAGAGUUUUAUAAUAUGUAGCCUUUGUGUCGUUAUUUUCACCUGUGUGCACACUCCUGUGUAAAGCUUCUGGUAAUUUUAUAAUCUGGAAAUGUAAAUUGAUAUAUUGUUUAUAUAUGUUUGAUAUGUAUUUUUCUUUACAUACUUUUUAUUUUAAACCUGGCAUUAAGGUACGUAACUGUACUCGUUAAUAAAUAUACAUCAGUAUAUGUUUAGUUUUGAGCACAAGUUGUGUUGUGUACAUAAAACACGGUCACCUUCUGUCUCCUUAAAAUUAUGCACUAUACUGUAAAUAGUUUGUGAAAUUC